This is a messenger RNA of Lottia gigantea (owl limpet), 600 nucleotides long. RefSeq lists its product as hypothetical. Gene Ontology annotation, molecular function: lipid binding. NCBI's taxonomy places the organism in Eukaryota, Metazoa, Mollusca, Gastropoda, Lottiidae. The annotation marks the transcript as partial. The transcript is spliced from 7 exons. The record is from RefSeq and is a predicted model, not a curated record.
GAUAAAAAUAAAAAUUUACCUGGUGGCUGGGAAUCAGUCAUUGAUAAAAAACAUUUAAAAGUUUGGAGGAAACCUAUUGAAGAAAAUAGUCAUUUAUAUGAAUAUAGAGUGUAUGGUACGUAUGAUGAUGUUCCAGCUCGAGCUUUCUUUAAUGUUCAGGUGGAUCUAGAUUUCUGGCAGGAAUGGGAGAAUAUGGCGCUCAGUAUUGAUAUUAUAGAUAAACAUAAAGAAACAGGCUCAGAGAUAGUACACUGGUUAACCAAAUACCCGUAUCCGAUGUAUAACAGAGAGUAUCUUUAUGUUAGGAGAUAUAAGGAAGAUACCAAGAGAAAUGUAUUAGUAGUAAACGCGAAGGCUAUAGAACAUCAAGAUAUUCCAAUCACCAAGGAAUAUGUCCGAGUUAAACAAUAUCUAUCUCAAAUGGUUAUAAAACCUCAUUCUUCUUGUGAUGAGAAUGGUUUUGAUUAUAUUUUAACUUAUUUUGAUGAUCCUCAGUCAGCCUUUCCUUCAUUCUGCUACAACUGGUUGGCUUCAUCAGGUGUACCUGAUUUUGUCGAGAGGCUUCAUAAAUCUGCGAUAAACAUGAACAAGAAAAUGAAA